Molecule: messenger RNA, 1468 nt
Organism: Boeremia exigua
Lineage: Eukaryota; Fungi; Ascomycota; Dothideomycetes; Pleosporales; Didymellaceae
Product: putative transesterase
Exons: 2
Coding region: 104-1330 (408 amino acids)
Source: RefSeq, a predicted model, not a curated record
UUUUAAGGCCCCCGCUGCAACUACGCUCCCAGCAGAGAAUUUGGACGGACAAUUCAUCUUUGCUACCGCUUCCUUUCGCACCUGUUAUCCAUUUGCGUCGAGUAUGUCUUCAACAGCGUUCGAGCAGACAUUUCAGCACGCUGUGCAACCUGGCCCUGAACGGCUUUUGGCCGGGGUAGCGCUUGCUGCGGCGUCUCUCAAGGAAGAUGUACCAGACUACCUUGCAGCAUAUGGCACUCUGAAGACCACGCCUUCACCCGCAGUGACCACCAAGACAGUCAUGUGGCUAGCAUCAUGUUCCAAAUUGGCAACCACUGUCGCAGCGCUACAGUGUGUCGAGCGCGGACUCUUCUCACUGGACUCCACAGCUGAUAUCGAGCGCCUUAUGCCCGAAUGGGCGAGCCUUGAAGUGCUGUCUUUCGACGGAGAUGGCAAGCCCAUCCUGACCCCAACAAAGGAAAAGAUUACCCUGAGACGUCUUCUGAAUCACACGAGUGGCCUCGCCUACGACAUUUUUCCUCCACUACUACAGUGGCGUCAGUCGCGCGGAGAGACGUCACAGUUCAUGCGCUCUCCAAUAACAGAGUGUGCCGUACAGCCCCUCAUUUUCGAGCCUGGCUCAGCAUUCGCGUAUGGUACUGGUCUUGAUGUAGCCGGAUUAAUGGUUGCCCGUGCAAACAACAGCAGCUUCGAGUCGUAUCUGCGGCUAAACAUCUUUGAUGUGCUCGGAAUGCACGAUACUUCGUUCCACAUUUCACACAACGAUAUCGGAGAACGACUAAUGCCUUUGUCAUCCCGACCCUCGCCCGAUGGACCGCUCGAAGAGAUGGAUCCGACAGUGUCAACGAUGAAGCAACCAGUGAAUGCGAAAGAUGACUUCGGCGGGUCGGGGUUGUUCGGUACGGCUGAGGAUUACCUCAAAUUGCUGAAGUCGAUUCUGCGUGACGACGGCAAACUCCUCACGAGUCAGAGCGUUGAUCUCAUGUUUCAGUCCUCAUUGUCGCCGCAAACCAAGGCCUCUUUACACAACAAUCUCUCCAUCCCGGACCUGGCGAAGGUCGUGAUACCAGGUGAGCCUGUGAUUGGCAGUCCGGGGGCUGGCGAUUGGAACCACGGGCUUGGUGGUCUGAUAGGUCUCCACGAAAGCAGCGAUGGGUUUGAGUCGCGAUGGAUGCAGUGGGUGGGAGGCCCGAAUCUAAAGUGGUGGAUUGACAGGAAAGGGGGGACCUGUGGGUUCUAUGCCACGCAGCUGCUACCCCCAGGCGAGAACAAGUCAGUCCACUUACAGAAAAUAUUCCAGAAGGAGGUAAUGAGCAGGCUCAAGUCGUGAGUCCAUCGUUCUUUUUUUCCUCUUGAAUGGACUACCGCAAUCUAGCAAGUAUACUGUGUAAAUACCUUGAAAAUGCUCCACUCUCUUCAAACAUUCACUCCCAACAUCUAACGCUCGACCUUGCGUCAUAUGAAUGAG